UUCCUACUUUUUAUGAAGAAAUAGGGGAAAUUCCUAGGUCUCCUCAGUUCUGUGGAAUGUGAGAAGUGUAGCUUCAAAGUAAUGUGGUACUUUGGUUUUGUGAGUAUUAUUAACUCCUUUUCUUAUGACUGGAAUCCCUGAGUGGUGCAAACUGUUAAACGCUUGGCUACCAAUUGAAAAGUUGGGGGUUUGAAUCUACCCAGAGGCUCCUUAGAAGAAAGGCCUGGCAAUCUGCUUCUGAAAGAUCACAGCCAUUGAAAACCCCGUGGAGUACAGGUCUACUCUGACACAAAUGGGGUCACCAUGAAUCAGAAUCAACUCCAUGAGAGCUGGUUUAGUUUUUUUUUUUCUUCCUCUUGUGAAUAAGUGAAUUUACAGUGGAUUAAACACUAUGCUCAAUUUAUCACUUAUUUUUAUUACUCAUUUACUUUUUCAUCUUUGAAUCUUUCACUGUUCCCAAUUCUGAACUGUCUACUGCAUUUUCUGGGGAGGUCCUUGGUUAUAGGUUUUUUAACUCACCUCUGUUAGUAUAAACACUAUCAGGGGCUUGUAGUUAAGAGAGCCAGGCUUUUAGCUUCUUUACCUGUAAAUAUCACUGAUAUAAUAUGUAACUUUUGGUCUUUUGUUUGGAUUAGAUGAGAGUGUUUGUAAAAUGCCUAUUUUAGGGCACGUUUGACAUUAUCAAGGAAUAUGAAAACUAGUUGUUGAGUUUAUUCCUACUCAUGGAGACCUCAUGUGUGUCAGAGUAGAACUGUGCUACCUAUGGUUUUCAAUGGCUGAGUUUUUGGAAGUAGACUACCAGGCUUUUCUCCUGUGGUGCCUCUGGGUGUAGUCAAACCUCCAACCUUUGGGUUAACAGAGCACAUUAACCGUUCGUAGUUUUAAAAUCUCAAAUUUAACAAAUCCACUAUAGGAUAUCACCAUCCCCACCAAAUGCAUAUGGGCUAAAUAGAACAGAAUAAAGGCCACUAAAAUUAGGUUAUUGUAUAAUUGGUCAGAGCCAUUGCUACCUAAAUAAUUUGUUUUUUGAUACCAGCUUUGUAAAGUAUAUAAUUCAAUUUUAAGUUUCAGCAAAAUUACAGAUUACUUACAUGUCACCUUUGGGUUGUUGAUGAAUAGUUGAAUCUCUGGGUGCUACAUAUGUAAAUACCAAAAGCCAUCUGUGAAAUACCUGGCAAAUAUUAAGUGCUCAAAAGGCAGCAAUAUGCAGAAUGUCAGAAUUAGUAGCGGCCUUAGCAUUUUUCCCAACCUCCACUUUACGGGUCAGGUAUCCAGGUUAAGUGAUGUCUUGAUCAUCAUGCUGUUGAAUGGCAGAGCUGGAUCAGGUGCUCCUGGCUCACAUGCCUGUGUUUGGAAUGAACAUCUAUUGAUCCCGGGAUUUAUGCCAACAAGCCAUAUGCACAAUCGGUUCUAAAGUGCAGAGAACCUCUUGGCUUAUAACACUUUUAACAGAAUUAGUGUACUGAUCAAAUUCAUGCUUAUAUGUACUACAUCACUUUAACAUUUAUCCUAAAACAUGAUUCAUAUACCUGAGGCUUUGUGGUGACAACAUGAUAAAGGUGGUGGUUUUGGCUAUUCUUGCUUGGGUUUGGUUUACUUUCUCCCUAGGGCCUGUGCCCUGUGCCCUUGUGGUUUCUUGAAGCCCAUGUAGCCCAUACCUCAGUAAUAUCUAAUGAGCUACAGUCCCCUGAUUAAGCCAUGCUGUUUCAAAGUUCUGUGAAUUUGGAUGUUUUGGGCCACUGCCUAGACUGACCUCUCUCCCCUCAACCCACUUACCUCAAAGAGUCUAAUGCCUUCUUUAAUCUGUUUUAGCACAGUGGAUCCUGCCCUGCUUUGAUCUGCCUUUAACACUGUUGCAUGCCUCCCUUCUACUUCUAUUACAGCAUGUAUUACAUUGACUUGCAAUCAUUUGUUUGCCAACUUAGCUUCCCCAUCAGACUGAAAGCAAUCUGAGUUGUUAACAUUUAAAUUGUUACGUGAAUAAAAUAACUAAGAAGAUUCUGUGAACUAAGUUUCCUUCCUGAAUGUAACCCAUUAGGUAUUUCUAAUGGGUCGCAUUCAUAUUUAUGGAGUAGUAUUUCCCCAAGUUGUUAUAGUCCAGGAGUAAUACAUGGAACUGAGUAAGGUGUGUAGGUGGGCUAUAUUUUACCUUUUGUUUGGUAUUGCAAAUGUUUUAACCAGAGGUGGUUAGGCAGCAUGGACAAGCAUCAGAAUCAGGAUUAUAUUAUAAACUGGUAAAUCAGUGAGGUGAGAGAAUAUUGUAUCAAUUCACUGAAGGGGAAGUGAUCUUACAGGAAAAAGUUGUUGGGUUAUACUGAAAUAGGUUCAGUUUUUCAAGAUGACUUAUGGUUUUGUUCUGUAUCCCUGUAUUUAGCAGUAAAAUGGACAUACCAUUUUAAAACUGUACUUACAUCUUUCUCAAAUAGCUUUUUAUGUUUUUUGGGGAAAACUGUCAGUAUUGUACAAAGAAUGCACAAAAAUGAUAUUUAAUUGCAUUGUUCAUAACUACUUUUCAAUGAUAAGCCUUUUAUUUUUUUAUUGAAAAGUAUUUUGAAAGAUUAGGUGUUUACCAUUUAUUUAACCAGACUUUCUUUCAGUGGAAGCUGGCAACCACCGCCUCCUCCCACAAGUUUUGAUGUGCUGUACUGUUCAUUUGGACUUGAGGGAGCAAACUUGUUUCUUUGUGUGUUUAUCAAAUGCUGUGCGUUAUGCUAGGUACUAGGGAACACUAGGAAAGACAUUAGGUCUCUUCAGUGCAACUAAGCUCCUCUAAAAUUGAGAAUAAUUUUUACAUGAGAUACUAAAAUUUGGCUUAUAAUUGUGACACUUCUUAAUUUCAUAGCCCCAUCCCUUUAAAGUGUGUGUGUGUGUGUAUAAAUAUUUUAUUUGAUGAUUUCCAAGCUCCUGUCCCUGGGUGGUACAAAUGGUUGUGCUCAACUGCUAACCUGAAGGUUGGCAGUUUGAACCCACUGAGCAGCCCUGUGGAAGAAUGGCCUGGCAAUCUCCCAAGAAAACCCCAUGGAGCAGUUCUGUGUAACACAUGGGCUUGCUGCAAGUUGGAAUUGAUCCGACAGCAAAGGGUUUGGUUUUGUUUUAAGGUCCUUGAACUAUAAUUUAUUUUUCUUUUAACUAUAUGAAAUCAUAAAUAAUUUGAUAAGUGAGGAAGAAGCAGUGCAGAGCUUCAAUCGGGGUAAACAGUUGUGAAUGGACACAAUGUUAAGUUUAGCUCUGUGGGGAGUUUAGGGGUAAGUGUCUAAGCAUAGAGCAAAUUGCUAAUGGCAAAUAGCUAAGUUCAGAAUGGCAAAUAGCUAAGUUCAGAUGGAGAGUUUGGCAAAAAGCCAGUUCUCAGCAGAUAUUCUAUUUGUACUUUGAAAGAUUUUGUGCACACACUGCGUGUCAGGUGUCGGUAGAGAUUUAAAAUAUGUAUUCAGUAUUCAGAUAAAUCAGAUUUUGUUUAAAGGAUUUGACCUGUCUUGUCUGACAUUUAUUUUAAAAGGCACCAUGACAUUUGAAAUUUUGUUUCCUGUUGUGAUAAUUUUGAAAUAAUUAUAGGUUUUAGUUGGUAGAAUACUUUUUUUUUAAUAUGUACAGAUUUUAAGACCAUUGUUGUUUUCAUAGUUGUGUUUAAUGUUUCCAACAGUUUUAUUAUCAUGAGGCAAAAUAUAUUUUGUACCCUAAUACAGCCUAGAUCAUAAAAUCAAAUACUUGAUUAUUCAUUUUAGAUUUGCUUCCAACAGUUUAUUUUAAAAUAUCAAUAUUAUGUUUUCCUGGUUAUGAGGACCUCCUAAAGAAAUUCUUUGGCAAAAUAGUAAAGAGAGUGAAGAAUCUGACUUCAACGUAACCUUUCAGCUCAUAAAAAGCCAGUUUAAGAAAUCAUGGUGUCAUGGAAAGGAAUUUAUUUUAUUCUCAGUCUGUUUUGGGGAAGCUUUUUUGGAAGCAUUUUCAUGCUGGGUCCCUUUUUACCCUUGAUGUUUCUAAACCCAUCUUGGUAUCGCUGGAUCAACAACCGUCUUGUGGCAACCUGGCUCACACUACCUGUGUUCAGGAGGCUAGAAGUCCAAACUCAGGAUGCCAGCUCCAAAGGAAGGCUUUCACUCUCUGUGUUGGCCCUGGAGGCAUUGCUGGAGACCAUGUUUGGUGUAAAAGUCAUUAUAACAGGUGAUGCAUUUAUUCCUGGAGAAAGAAGUGUCAUUAUAAUGAACCAUCGGACAAGAAUGGAUUGGAUGUUUCUGUGGAAUUGUCUGAUGAGAUACAGCUACCUCAGAUUGGAAAAAAUUUGCCUCAAAGCCAGUCUUAAAAGUAUUCCUGGAUUUGGUUGGGCUAUGCAGGCUGCUGCCUAUGUCUUCAUUCAUAGGAAAUGGAAGGAUGACAAGAAUCAUUUUGAAGACAUGAUUAAUUAUUUUUGUCAUAUCCGUGAACCUCUUCAACUCCUCAUAUUCCCAGAAGGGACUGAUCUCACAGAAAACAGCAAGGCUCGAAGUAAUGAUUUUGCUGAACAGAAUGGACUUCAGAAAUAUGAAUAUGUCCUACACCCAAGAACUACAGGCUUUACUUUUGUAGUAGACCGUCUAAGAGAAGGUAAGAACCUUGAUGCUGUCCAUGACAUCACUGUGGCAUAUCCUCACAGCAUUCCUCAGACAGAGAAGCACCUCCUCAAUGGCAACUUUCCCAAGGAAAUUCACUUUCAUGUCCGCCGAUACCCAAUCGACACCCUCCCUACAUCCAAGGAGGACCUUCAGCUCUGGUGCCACAAGCGGUGGGAAGAGAAAGAAGAGAGGCUCCGUUCCUUCUAUCAAGGGGAGAAGAAUUUUUACUUCACUGGGCGGAGUGUAAUUCCUCCUUGUAAGUCUGAGCUCAGGGUCCUUGUGGUCAAAUUGCUGUCCAUACUGUACUGGACCCUGUUCAGCCCUGCCAUGUGCCUGCUCAUCUAUCUGUACAGUCUGAUUCGGUGGUAUUUUAUAAUCACCAUUAUAAUUUUUGUGCUGCAGGAGAGAAUAUUUGGAGGACUAGAGGUCAUUGAACUUGCAUGUUACCGUUUUUUACACAAGCAACCACAUUUAAAUUCAAAGAAAAAUAAGUGAGAUUAUAUGGUUGGCAAUGUAAAAAACCUAGGGGAAAUUUUGGAAAAGUUCUAAGCUUUUGUAAGCUGAGAUGCAUUUUUGCAUGAUGAUGUCAGGUAUUUCAUACUACUGUCCUUAUUUGUUAAAGAUAUUUUGUGAGAAAAAAUAUUGCUACACACACAGUUUGUUUUUUUUUAAAUCUCUGAAUGUAAUUUCGAUACUGCUUAGCAGGGAGCUAUCACUGUCAAGCAACUCGAGCCAGAGUUUUAAGCAAUCAUCAGGCUUGUAACAGAGAGGUACACGCAAGUUUUUCUUACAGGCCCAAUCUGAUUACCUGCCAAACUCCUAGAUGAGAAGGCAGACCUGGACCUUUUGAGCAUGGGCCAAGAUCAAGAGCCGGUACAUGACUGCCCCAGGUCACCUCACCAAUGUGAGCACCCUUUCUCCUGGCAGCCAUGGCACAGGGUGCCCAGGACUCACUCUCUGCACGGCCCAUACUCUUUUCUAUGCCAGUCAAACCCAUUCCAUCCUUCUUCCUGAAGACCAGAAAGCCAAAAUGUCUAAUCAGGCAUUAUGAUAGGAGCCCCUUCAUCGUUCUUAAAAUCUUGGCAUUUAGCCUUAUGCUGACCCAGGCAUCAGAAGACAACCUGUGCCCUUUCUUCACAUGGAAAAUAAGACCUGGAUGUGUCUCAGGGAGAAACCACAGGCUCUCCACUUGGAAACCUUAGCUUGAAUUUUAAAGAUAGGAAUUAAUAGGGUUUUGUUCUUCCCACAUACUUAAUCUUGCAUGCUUAGUGCUGGUUUGCUUAUAACUUGGCAGGUGUAACUUUUUUUGCAUUAAAAAUGGUAAACAUGAAGUCACAUACUUUUUUAAAGGAAAGCUUAGAAGAAUAUUCUGUUAAUGCAGUCAGAAACUGUCUUUUGAAAUUGUGUGUCUUUUGAAAUAUUUCUUUAAGACCUAUCAAAAAAGGAAGGUUAUUAUGUCUUCUACAUGUGUUGGGUAUCCAACGUCUGCUAUUAAAACAACAACAGCAAAAUUGCUUGUGACAGGGCGGUAAUGGUUUAUCUAUUCCCUGGAGCCUCAGCAGGGUUUACUCUUAAAACCGAACUGAUGGACAGAAAUGAAUCAUUUUUAAUAGUAGCAAGGUAUCUCUCACUCUGUCUUUUAACCCCAGGCAUCUUCUUUCAAUAUUAAUAUUUAAACCCACUUUUGACCAAUUGUUCACCUAAAUAUCCCUGUCAGUUGGCGUCAAUGGAAAAUCUAGCAAACCAACAGCAUCAGUCUCCUUCUGAGGCAAAAGAAAUACAUCCUCACUGUUUCCACUGUAUUGGAACCAGGCCCUACUUUUUACUUCAAUCACAGGGAUGCUGGUUAGAGGAGCAAAAAAUGUGAGGCAAUUAAAAGUCGUUAGCUGUUAGCAAACGUGUCAGCUUUAUUGCUGUGUUCAGUCAGCCUCAAAAGCUACUUAUUACUUUCUGUACUCUUCUGGCAUGAAUGCCUUCUCUUUAAUUACACGUCAUUUUUGCUUGACAAUGACUUUUACCCAACAGUUGAAUCGUACAUUGCCAUGAAAAGUAAACAUGUCAUGAGCUAAACUUACAGAGCAGAUUCUUGUAGAAAGUACUGGUUGGGACAGAACAAUGUUGACACAUCAUUUUUAUUAGAAGGGUAUUAACUGGUGCCCCUACUGAAACUCACCAGCCUGUAUUUAACUGCCCCUCAGAAGCUGUUUUUAAUCCUGCUCCCAAUCAAACCCAAUGCCAUCGAUUUUUUAAUCCUGGAUUAAUUUUUUAAUCCUGCUGAGAGUUACUAAUUAGUUAUUGUGCACAUCUGCUCCAGACCCAGCUGUUUAACCUCAUGGUUUUUAAGGGUUUUUACCCUACUUUUUUUUUUUUUUCCUCCAUUAAUAAAAGAGGCUUCUAAUUUAGGUUUCUCUCAGACUUCCUUUUGUUAUAUUUGGAAACACAGAAAUAGUUUGACAAUUAGGAUCACAUUUGUCCUGGGUAAAAGAAAAAAGCUGUGCCUUCUACCCCAAAUGGGUUUAUAAUGCAGCCGGUCCAAGCUGCAGUGGAUUACUGCCCUCCCUCCAAAGUCACAAGGCUCAUUGUUCAAGCUGUCCCUUCCACUGGUGGCGUGCCUGCCUAUACCCUCUGAGAUCUUUAAAGAGAUUUGAUUUUUUUUUUUGCUAAUUAGAAACAUGAAUGCAAACUUAAUUUCACCUACCUGGAAUUCAUGAUUAUAAGGUACUAAAACUGGUUAAUACCGACAUUGUACUUGCUUUAAGAAUUAGAAAUGAUAAUAUCAAAAAGAAAAGUCCCUCUUGGCAGUUUUGUUUUGUUUUAGCUUUUUGCGAUCAGGCUUCCUUUUAAAUCAAAACUGUGCAUUUCUCUACACAUGUAUUUGCGUUAAAGACUUUUUGUAAUUUUAUUUGAAUAAAUAACUUUUAAAAGAAAUACACAGUUAAUGAUUUAGAACUGAGAGCUAUAUUAAAUUGAUGCCAAAAUGUCAAGUAAGAAUUACGUUAGCUUUCCAAUGUGAUUGUCCUUAGGAAUUACCCUUUCUGCACCUUCUCUCCCCAUCCCUGCAGAACCAGAGCCACCUCUGGUCCAGCUAUAGCUAGAAACUCAAUCCCUGCUUACUGCUCUUUCAGUCCUUUGAAGGCAAACUCAAUGGACUUUGAAAUUUUUACAGUGCAAUAGGUUCAAUUGUUAAAUCUUUAAUUUACCAUUCUGUAAAGUUUUAAUAAAGCAAGUGUGGUUUAUAUAGGACAUGAACCAUUAUACUUAAAAUAUGAACCUACAAGAAAGGGCCCUGUUAUGGUAACAAGUUCUUUCACCAGACAUCUUUGAUGAAACAAGCCAAAGUAAUUUAAAAUUCAUUAGACAAACAUAGCAAAGGACUAAAAAAUAAAUGUCAUAGCCCGUAUUUCAGGCUCCUAAUGAAACCCUUCCUUGGUUUUUAUGCUGUUACAGUGCAUAUUAAGGGGAAGUAGCAGCUGCCAUUUGAGUCACUGAAAUUAGUUACUUCAAGAGCACCAUUCAGAAAUCUUAUAUUGGAGCACUCGGCAAGACUGAGUUCUGAAGAGGGAGAAUGUUCCACCUGUCUUCAAGCUCUGGCUCAACCACUAUGCCCUUGUGCCCCUUUACAGUAAAGAGUAAGGGAGGGAGCCUGUUCGUUUUAAAUUGUUUACAUUUCUUUAUAUAAAUAACGUGCUUCCAGUGCCUUAGUUACGGGUCCCUUCUUUUCAUGUUCCAAGAAUUCUGCAAUGCGUGUCUUAGGAAAAGUCACUUUUUGCUACUCACUGGGAGGGAAAUGGCUUGUAAGCACUGGUGACUGUACUGGGUAAACACUACUUGGUGAAAACAGGGAGACGAGAGCUUGACACUGAGGUAGUGCUCGCCUUGUACCUUUAUGCGUGCUGUAGAGAGCAAAGGUAUUUUUGUCACAUGAUGAGCUUCAGAUCAGAUACGGCCCUAAAGUUGUCUUGUACCUACCUUAAUUUUUUAUUUCAUAAGAGAAUCUUGGUUUUGGUAAUUAAUUUUUUAAAAAAGCAUUAUGUGCAAAACACCAAUUUAAAAAAUAACUCACAGAAUGGCCUUAGUUUUCAGUGUCCACUGGUAUGUUUGUGAGUUGUAUUAUCUGUAAUACACAUCCCAGAAUAAAAUGAAGUGAAUUGAGUAGGGUUCACAUGUGUGUUCCGUUUCUAUUUUCACAGGAAUGAGGAGAACUACAGGUUAUGGUGCUACUUGGUUUACAACGUUGUUAUAGCCUUACAAUAUGUAGAAUUUAGGGAGUGCUGAUCAGGUAGGACCCUUUCUUUCGCAAAUGUGUGGGGGCGGGGAGUGGGAGGGAUGGCGUAACUAAAACCGUCCAGAGGUCACAGUUGGAUUCAGGGUUCCACAAGUGUCAUCAAAACUUGAUUUUCAUCCACCUCUCAGUUCAGCCCUGCUGUUGAAGGCAAUUUGAUGGAUAAUUCCAGAAGUGUGGGGUUCUUCGGGGAAUUAUCAGCACUGCCAGCUGCUAGAGGUAAAUGGGACUCUAUGCCCCCCCCCACCUACCAUCUUACCACUUAUUGUUAGCUGUCAUUGAGGCAGCUCAUAGCGACCUUAUGUAAAACAGAACAAAAUGUUGCCUGAUCCUAUGUCAUCAUCCCAAUUGCUAGUCUACCAUUGUGGCUAUUGUGUCAGUCAUCUGACUGAAGGUCUCCUCGCUCUCGUUGGCCCUCUGCUUCACUAAACAUGAUGUCCUUCUUCAACAAUUGAUCCCUCCUGUUGAUGUGUCCAAAGCAACUGAGUUAGACAGUGGUCUUUCAUCAUCCAUAAGGUUUUCAUUGGCUAAUUUUCAGAAGUAGAUCACCAGGCAUUUUUCUUUGUCUGUAUUAGUCUGGAAGCUCUACUGAAACCUGUCUACCAUGGGUGAUGAUGCUGGAAAUAUGAUACCAGCAAGGUAUUUGAAAUACCAGCAGGGUAUUUGAAGACAGAUGGGGUCUUCUCCUGGACUCUAGGGACCGAAGGCAGGAGAGAGAUGAAUUUUAUGAUAAAAAUCAAGGACUGUUACAGGGAAUAGGAUGAAAUGUCCACUGUUGACAACUAUUCAACUUCCCAAGCCUCCCAGCAAAGUUUGGGGAAAAUCAGCAUGAUUUCCAGAGAGGCUGCCUGACCCCUGUGAGAUGCUAAGAGGCUCAACAGCUUCUCCAUCAACACCAGGGGAUAUCUGGAAACCAAAGGAGUCUCCAUAGUUGUGUGUGCACAGUCUCCUCAACAACCGGGUCCAUAUGAAUUCUUCAGUCACUGCCACCACAAGGAUCACUGAGAUGUAAGCAGUACUGAAACCUUUUUUCCUAUCAAGGGAAAUCGGUUGAAGUAUAAAUACUGUGCAGUCCCUGGGUGGGACAAACCGUUAAGGUGCUAUCAAAAAGGUUGGAGGUUAAGUCCACCCAGAGGCACCUCAGAAGAAAGGCCUGGUGAUCUAGUUCCAAAAAAUAAUUGUUAUGCAUUUACUCUUUAACUACAGUCCCACUUCUAGAAAUCUGUAUCACAAAUACUGGAAAAAAAUUGCAAGAUAUGUACACACAGCUAUUCAUUGUGGAUCUAUUUGUAAAAAUAAAACUCUGGAAACAACCCAACGCCCAUCUGUAGAGGAGAGGUGGAAUACUCCAUGUUGUAAUUAGGGGAGUAAGGAGCCCUGAUGGCACAAUGAUUAAGCUCUCAGCUGCUAACCAAAAGGUCUGUGGUUUGAACCCACCAGCUGCUCCACGGGAGAAAGAUGCGGCAGUCUGAUUCCAUAAAGAUUACAGCCUUGGAAACCCUAUGAGGCAGUUCUUCUGUGUCCUAUAGGGUUUGCUACAGAUCGUAAUUGACUCGAUGGCAGGGGAUUGGGGAAUUGGGGGAUUCGGUUCUGUGCAGUUGUGCAGAGCAAUGAUGGACAUCUGCACAUAACUGCUAUGGGAGUGAUACCCAGGAUAUAAUCUUAGAAAGAAAGGUGGGGAAUAGCAUCUAUACUUACGCUGUCUUUUAUCUAAGAAGGUGGGGGGCAUACAGAUUCACUCAUAUGCUUAUAUUAAAGACUAGUUAAAAUAAUUUAAAAAUAUUAAUCAUAAAAGUAAAAUGGCUGCAUACAAGAGGAGGGCAGGAACAGGAUAGAUGGGACAAAGAUAGACUUCUCUGGAUGUAUUUUAUUUUAUACAGUUGACUUUGGAACCAAGUUCAUGUUUUACAUAAUUACGAAAUUAAAAAAUGGAGAAAGCAAUCUCUGAAAACCAAAAAGAAAAUGAAACAACCCUAACUUGUGUCAAGCGUGCGACAUUAUUUCAGGUGGUUAUAACGUAUAUCUGUAAUAGUACAAACCUAGGCACAAAAAGAAUUACCAAAAAACAAACAAAAAAAAAAUCUUAGUUUUUGUCAUAUUGUUAAUAAUAUUCUUGGUUUAUUUUCUGAAACUAUUACAUUUGUUGUAGUAUAAGAUAAAGCAUUUGAACAAUUAUGAUACUGUUGCUAGGAACCAAGAUUUUUAGUGUAAAAAAUUAUAUAUACAUGUGUAUAUAAAUUAAAGACGUUAAGUAAAAAUUCUUGAAAUCGUAAAUUGGAAUUCAAAAUAUCAGUUUGAAUUCAUGAUAUAUUUUCUCUUUUACAAAGUACUUGCUAGCUCUGUCCAUAAAAAAUGCUCAGAAACAAUGACCAACCCAGUAGCAGUGAGCACCCUGGUGCCCGAUUAAAAAAAAAAAAAAAAUGGGUGCCCGAUUAGAUCAUGGAAAAUCAUUUUCCACCAAAAUGAACCAGAGGUUCUUGGACAAAUGAUUGAUUUCAGAUCUGGGGCAGGACAGGUAGAAGGUGAGCCUAGACAUCAUGUGAUACCAAAAAGCAAGGAAGCUUUCAAAGACAAUUGAGGUCAUGUCAAAAGGAUCAGGAGCCAAUUUAAAGAGGCUCCCACUGUCUAAAGAGUGAUAACUUGAGCAUUAAUGAGAAUGAUAACUGGAAUGUAUACAAAUGUGCCAAAUAUGAUAAAAGCCAUGAGUUAAUAAUUGACACAUUUAGAAGAUGCUAGAUAACCAACUCAUAAUUCUGGAAACUGGCAACCAAAGGGUUAGCAUUUAACCUUUUCCUGGAAGAACUGUAUCUCAAGGUAAAUAGUUGAAGACAGAAAGCUUCUCUCUAUAGAAGUUUGCUAGCUCCCAAAUGAUGAAACUAUAGACUAAAUGUGACUGCAGAGUUACAUUAAUCAAAUGCAAUGUGUAAACUCUGUUUGGGUCCUUAUUUGAAUAAACAGAUUUUAAAAAAGCAUUAUGAGACAGUGGGUUACACUGACUGUAUAUUUGGUAAUAUUAAGGAAUUCAUUUUUAGGUAUGAUUGGUAUUGUGAUUCUGUUCUGAAGGAGUUCAUAUGCUGUAGAGAAUCACACUAAGAUAUUUACUGAGGAAGUGAUAUGAUGUCUCAUUGGGCAGUAGGUGGGAGAUGGAUAAGCAGAGCCCUGAAGUACCUGUAUUUCACAACAGGUACAUGAGAGGACAUCACUCCUCUUUGUGGAAGCUUUGAGUAGUCCAGUGUUAAGAGAAAUUGCUCCCAGGUAAUUGGCCUCAAGAGAUUUUAAGAUCCAUGAAUGGCUGAGUGGCCGGUCAGGUGACCAGUACACAGGGAAAGGGCCAUCCCAUCAUUGGCAUCUGCCAGGGGACCAUUUGGGGGCUCAGGGACCCUCUCAGGGCAAACUUCUGCCCCUCAACCAGGCCUGGGCCUUCCAGCCAGAGUGCCAGGCCUUCAACAGGGCCAGGUUUCUGUUGUUGUCAGAUGCCUUCAAGUUAGCUCAUAGUGACCCCAUGUACAACAGAACAAAACAUUUCCUGAUCCUACGCCAUCCUCACAAUUAAAUUACUAUGUUUGAGCCCACUGUUGAAACCCCUGUGUCAAUCCAUCUCAUUGAGGGUCUCCCUCUUUUUUGGUUAACACUGUAUUUUACUAAGCAUGAUGUCCUUCUCCAGGGAUUGGUCCCUCCUGAUUAUGUGUCCAAAGUAAUCAAGACAAAGUCCAUCCUCACUUCUAACGAAUAUUCUGGCUGUGCUACCUCCAGGACUGAUUUGUUUGUCCUUCUAGCAGUCAUGUAUAUUCAAUAUUCUUCCCCGGCACCAUAAAGGGCCAAGAAGAGUACCAGAUAAACACGCAUUAAGUAUACUGGGCUCUUCUCCCACCAGUGGGGUCUCUCCAGAGGUGCCUCCUCCUGCAAACUCUCCCUCGAAGCCCCCUUGCCAUGACCUCACAGAUACCCUGCUUCUGAAGAGCAGCAGGGUCCUGGAUGCAGAAGCAUUCUCUCUGGCCUGGCCACGAGGGUAGACUCUGCCCUUACCUCUCUGUCGGUGCAGGCUGUAAGCCAGGUGCACAUGGGAUUACCUGUGAAGCUGUAAACUAGCCAGCGCCAGGCCCCAUACCCACCCUGACAUCCCACUUUAACUGGUCACGUGUGCAGCCUGAACACCAGGACGUUUAAAUGCUCCCAGGUGAUUCUAGUGGGCUGCAAUGUGUCCACCCUUCUAAGACCUUGGAGAAGCCACUUUCACUCUCUAGCCUCUAUCUCCUCAUCUACAGAAUGUGCAUUUGGUCCCAGAUGUUCUGGAAGACCUGAGGUGGAUUAGGAGGGAUUUAAUUCAGUAAACAUUUAUUAACCACUUACUAAAUUCAGGGCCCCAGGUGGGAAGAAGCAAAGAUAAUUAAGCUUUCUUCCUCAUCCUCCCGGGCACAUGUGUGAACACACAACCACACACGCUUCUCUCCUUCCCCAAACAUUGUUUAUGAAGCACCUCCUAUAUGCCAGGCACUGUGCUAGGUCCUUGAGGAUACAGUGGUAAACAGGCCACUGACAGCACAUGUUAAACAAAGGAUGACAGCUUCUGUGAUGGGUGCUGUGCAGGAGCUCAGCAUCAGACCAGAGCCCAAGGAAAGCUUUCAGGAGCCCAUGACAACUGAGAUGUCUCAAAUCUGAGGGUGGAGGUAAUACUGAGUAAGACCUGAAUUUCCAUCCUUCUGCCAUCAUUUAUUUAGCCAGGUAUAAAAGGCUUCCUGCUGAGCCUGCCCUCAGUUCGCACCCAAGCAACGACAGUGACUGGGCAUUAGCACCCCUGGAGAGGCAGUGUGGCACGGUGGAAAUAUUGAGGGCUUUGGCACCAGACACACGUGGGUGUGGGUGAUGCCCAUCCCGCUUGCCAGCUGUGUGACCCUGGGCAGGCUGCUUGACCUCUCUGAAAAAUGGGGAUUAAAGUCAUACCUCUGUGGUGGUUGUAAAGAUUAAAUGAAAUAAUGUGGGUGAUGUUACUUUUGCUGUGUCUGCACAUAAUAGAAGUGCAAUAAAUGGUAGCUGCCAUGGUUUCCACAGCUUUUAUUACUGAGACAGUGCCCCCUUCUGAACAGGUGUGAGUAAUGCUGUACCUGUCUGCUUUCUCCAAGGUAAGGGGGUGCCUGGGCCACCCAGCCUUAGUCAGGAGCUAAGACUAAGCAGACAGGAGAGUGGUGUCUUGGCCUGCAGGGCUGUAUAACAUGGAGCAGAGGGAACAGUUCAAGAAGCCAGGCCCCUGGGAAGACAGGAAAUGAGCUGACCUGCUUGUCAGGGGACCAGGCCAAGAAGAGGGCCCUUCCGGGUGGGGAGUCAACCAGACAAAAACGAAGAGAAGAAAUAAGAGACUAUGUCCUGUGCCAAGGCAGAGCCCUGAAUAUGGUGCCAGAGGUAGGUGUGGGUAGUGCUAGAGGCUUCUCCCAGAACACAGCUGGUGGGCAGAGGGCCCCAGCCUUGAACCGCUGUGUCUACUGUCCAGCGGCUCAGUAGGGGUUGUGGACAAUAGCUGGUAGUAUAAUUCUUAGAAACCAUUAUGACAAAUGACCAGUCUGCCCCCUGUAACUAUUUACUUACUAAUGAUGGAAAUUUUUCAUCCCAUGGACUGACUCAACUCAGAUCUCAACCAAGAGGGGGAAAUACUCAUUUGUGGCCAGUGCUUGCCAGGUAAUCGAGCAGCAGAUUUGGUUUCUCUGAUUGCUCCCUGUGGGCACACACACAGCGGGGAGAGGGAUGGACUGCUUGAGGAUGGGAGGGCACAGUGACAGAUGUGCGGCUGGCCUUCAGCCAGAUGACAGCACGGAAGGGGUUUGGAGGAAGCAUGAGAUCACUCAGAAAAGGAGGUCAGAAGUGCAAACUGCCAAGAAGAUCCUUUCUACUUCCUCCUUUAGAGGUGACCAUUCGUCCAGUGGGUUCACGUUACUGGAGAGCUGGUGGCCUUGUAGACCAGCCAUGAGUCUACUGGGAAGAGUCACCAAGGAUGAGAGGUCAGCAGGUGACACUGCACAGCUGGCUGCAUGGGAGCCAUACAGGGACUCACUGGGGAAAUAAUGGCAGAGGCAGGGCCCACUUUGGGCUUGUAUGUGCACUCACCUGGCCCUGUGCUCAGAUGGGCCCCACAUUUGGUUUAAUGCUCUGCUCCUGCUGUCUUGAAAUUCUUAAUAAUUUCGAAUCAGCCUCAUUUUCCUUUGGCACUGGUCCCUGUGAAUUACGUAGUAGCAGGUCCUAGCCAGAAGCUGUACCAGACCUGGGAAGGCCUGGUGUGGAAUUGUAGUCCUCAGCCCUGGCUGCACAUGGAAAUUACCUGGAUGCUUUUUAAGACUGUAGGCAUUUUCUUCCCCCCUCUACCUUCAGCCUACGGAGAGG
Molecule: messenger RNA, 15237 nt
Organism: Loxodonta africana (African savanna elephant)
Lineage: Eukaryota; Metazoa; Chordata; Mammalia; Proboscidea; Elephantidae
Gene: LCLAT1
Product: lysocardiolipin acyltransferase 1
Exons: 7
Coding region: 3876-5081 (401 amino acids)
Biological process (GO): phosphatidylinositol acyl-chain remodeling
Cellular component (GO): endoplasmic reticulum; endomembrane system
Molecular function (GO): acyltransferase activity
Source: RefSeq, a predicted model, not a curated record